AUGGCUUCCAGUUCCUCCCCGCUGUCCCCACGACGAAUGAAGCUCCACAAGUUCAUCCCCUGGGGCCACAAGAAACUAAAGCCAUACUUAGAAAGCCAGGAUUCAGAAGGCAGGGAGUGCAGUGUUCAGGCUGUGGGACCCAGCGCUCUUGAUAACUUCGAAGUGAACUUCUUAGAAAGGGCAGCUAAGGAGAGAGUUCUGAAAAAGAGAGACCACCAGAUGGUGAUUGAUGGUGAACCUGUGGAUAUUUUCUUAGAAACCACGAAAAAGCCAGUGGAGGACCAGGGACCCAGACGUCCAUCUUUGACACAGUCAGCUGAGUCUCCAACCUUCAGACGUUUAUCUUUGAAAUUGCCAGAUGAGGCUUCAAGCUUUAGACCUCCAUCACUGAGACAAACAUCUGAGUUCCACACAAGCAAGAUGCCAACAGCCAUGGCCUCCAGUUCCUGUCCACCAUCUCCACUACAAGUGAGGCUCCAGAAGCCCAUCCCCCAGGCCACAAGGAAAAUAAAGAAGCACUUUGAGAGCUGGGAUUCAGAAGGCGGGGAGUGUAGUAUCCAGCCUGUGGGUCCCAGUGCUCCUGACACCUUCGAGGUGAACUUCUCAGAAAGGACAGCUAAGGAGAGAGUUCUGAAAAAGAGAGACCAUGAAAUGGUGAUUGAUGGCAAACCUGUGACCAUUUUCCUGGAAACCACGAAAAAGCAAGUGGAGGACCCGAGACCUCAACCUCAGUCUGUGACACAGUAUCAGGAUGAAGCCCUCUCCGAUAAAGGGCCUGUUUACAAUUCUGAUGACACUAUUGUCCAGAUGAAGCACCCAAAUACACACUUUGUGAUGUAUCAAGAGUCAAUGACUUUAAUUGAUUUGCCUAAUAAGCCUCCAGAGACAAAGCAGUAUGUCUUCAAAAGAAUGGGACUGUCCCUACCUUCUGGAAAGAGAUUAAAUGAGGAUCACGAGACACCCACGGAUAUCGACAGGAAUGACACAAAUGCAGCUUCACCUCCUCUCAGAUGCUCUGCUGACAGCUCUGGGGCUUUGAAGGUGAAUGAUAACAAAAAUUCCUGUGCCGUCUGCAAGUGCACCAUUAGCAACAAGCAUGUGCUCCCUAAGUGCAAGCAUGAAUUCUGCUCCUCUUGUAUCACCAAGGCCUUGUCAAUCAAGUCUGUCUGUCCUCUGUGUCAGAUGUCCUAUGGUAUCCAGAAAGGGAACCAGCCAGAUGGAACCAUGACUUUCACCACUUCAAGACAGUCACUUCCAGGUCAUGAAGACUGUGGCACAAUUGUGAUUCAAUACAUUAUAGAAAGUGGCAUCCAAACAGAUGAGCACCCUAACCCAGGAAAGCCUUAUAGUGGAACACGACGAACUGCAUACUUGCCUGAUAAUCAGGAGGGAAGAAAGGUCUUGGAUUUGCUCAGAGAAGCCUUUAACAACAAGCUGAUUUUUACAAUACGAGACUCUCGAGUACCAGGAGUGUCUGAUGUCGUUACAUGGAAUGACAUCCCUCACAAAAUAUACACAUUUGGAGGACCAAGAAAUUUUGGCUACCCUGAUCCUCAUUACCUGACACGUGUCAAGGAGGAGCUGAAAGCAAAAGGAAUUGAGUAA
This is a messenger RNA of Alexandromys fortis (reed vole), 1605 nucleotides long. RefSeq names its product E3 ubiquitin-protein ligase DTX3L-like. Gene Ontology annotation, cellular component: nucleoplasm. The coding region runs from base 1 to 1605 and encodes 534 amino acids. Gene Ontology annotation, biological process: Notch signaling pathway; protein ubiquitination. The record is from RefSeq and is a predicted model, not a curated record. Gene Ontology annotation, molecular function: ubiquitin protein ligase activity. The transcript is spliced from 6 exons. Lineage: Eukaryota; Metazoa; Chordata; Mammalia; Rodentia; Cricetidae.